Molecule: messenger RNA, 606 nt
Organism: Dracunculus medinensis (Guinea worm)
Lineage: Eukaryota; Metazoa; Nematoda; Chromadorea; Rhabditida; Dracunculidae
Source: the annotation of a GenBank genome assembly
AUGGCAACCCAUUUUCUAGCUGGUAUUUGCACCAACGAUUAUGUGCUGUUGGCAUCCGACCGGAGUUGUUUCUCGUUUGGUGCAUUAGUUGUUACGAACGAACAUGAGAAGAAAUUUGUAUUGGGUAAAAAAUUAAUACUGAUGUGCAUCGGUGAAGGUGGCGAUGUGGCUCAGUUCGGUGAUUGGUGCAAGAGAAAUAUACAACUUUAUAAGCUUCGAUAUGGCUAUGAAAUGAGUCCGAAAUCUAGCCACCAUUGGAUUCGUCAGAGUAUCGCAAACUCAUUAAGAACGGAAAACGCUUAUUAUGUCGAUGCAUUAGUUGGUGGCUUUGAUGACAUCGAGAAGAAACCGUUUCUUGGAUCAGUUGAUUAUCUUGGCAAUGGACUUGCCGAUCAACCCUAUCUUUUUAGAGGCUUUAGUGGCAAAUUUUGUUACUCAAUUCUCGACAGAAUGUAUAAACCAGAUAUGACCGAAGAAGAAGGAAUCACUGUUUUGAAGAAAUGUUUAUGUGAAGUUAAACGUAGAUUCAUUGCAAAUUUGUCGAGUUUUGAGCUAGUGAUUAUUGACAGAAAUGGAAUCAGGCAACUGGACAGCGUUGAAAUGUAA